AUGACCCCUACUGCAGCAUCCAAAUUAACUCGAAACGCUGGUGUCGCUGCUGCUUUAGCUCACGCUUGCGGAAAUCAGGAUCUAAGCGAUUUCCGCACGGUCUUUGACGAGUUCCGGCUAGAUGGCCGUGUCGGUUUGGUAACCGGUGCCAACGGUGGCUUAGGCCUGGAAAGUGCUCUUGCGCUUGCAGAACUUGGGGCCAAGAUAUGGGCACUCGAUAUCGUUGACUCACCUUCGAUCGAAUUCGAAGCGUGCGCUGUUUACGCCAAAGCGCUUUACCAGGAAACAGCUUCAAAAGCUGGCGAGGAUCCGGGAAAAGAAAGGUUGGUUUACAGAAGAGUCGACGUGACAGAUGAGACCGCCUUGGAAAAAGUAUGCCAAGAGAUUGUGGCCAUCGAUGGACGCCUCGACAUCUGCAUUGCUGCUGCUGGAAUUCUCCACGCUGAAAAAAGCUGCAUUGAUAUCACGUCUGAGGAGUUUCAGAAAGUAAUGGCCGUCAACUCGACAGGUGUUUUCAACACGGCAACCAAAGCAGCGGCAGAGAUGACUGCUCUUGGUACCCCGGGAUCGGUUAUCCUCAUUGCUUCAAUGUCCGGAUCUAUCACGAACAGAGACCAUGCCUGGAUAGCGUACAAUGCUUCCAAGUCGGCAGUACUACAGAUAGGACGUAGCAUGGCAUGUGAGCUCGGCUCACAUGGGAUCAGGGUUAACACGCUUUCUCCUGGUCAUAUCCGCACAGCUAUGACGGCUGAAUAUCUGGACAGGAAUCCAGAAUUGGAAAAAAAAUGGUCCAGCAUGAAUCCACUUGGUCGGAUAGGAAGUCCACACGAGCUUAGGGGAGUCAUCUCUUGGCUUGCCAGUGAUGCAAGCACAUUUUGCACCGGAUCGGACAUAAUCGUUUCUGGAGGACAUCAUGCUUGGUGA
Messenger RNA from Puccinia triticina, 924 nucleotides. RefSeq lists its product as uncharacterized. Gene Ontology annotation, cellular component: intracellular anatomical structure. Bases 1 to 924 code for a protein of 307 amino acids. NCBI's taxonomy places the organism in Eukaryota, Fungi, Basidiomycota, Pucciniomycetes, Pucciniales, Pucciniaceae. Gene Ontology annotation, molecular function: oxidoreductase activity, acting on NAD(P)H, oxygen as acceptor. The record is from RefSeq and is a predicted model, not a curated record. The transcript has 5 exons.